Messenger RNA from Pocillopora meandrina, 834 nucleotides. Lineage: Eukaryota; Metazoa; Cnidaria; Anthozoa; Scleractinia; Pocilloporidae. The record is from the annotation of a GenBank genome assembly.
AUGAGAAUAUGGGAAGAUGAACAAAGUGAGCCUCCAAUUUUAGUAGACUCGGCCUUUGGAAAGGUGCCAAAAGGCUGUGUCAUAAGCUAUCAACAGCCAUUGAAAGUUAAGAGCAAUAUUAACAUACAGCUACCUGCAUUCAACUUUCCAUCUUUAAGCUAUCCAGAUACAGUGCUCAAUGAAAAACAAGACCUUUUCUUCAGCUCCCUUGCAAUAUCAGGUCAACAGUCUAUUGACUUUGAAAUGGAGACAAGGGAACAGUCAACUACAACAGCAUGGCAUGAACUAAGGAAGUUUAGGCUUACAGCUUCAAAUUUCAAAGAUAUAUGCUCAAGAAGAAAAGACCAUGAAAUCCUUUCUACGCGUUUACUAAAGGGAAAAGUAAUCCAAACUGCAGCCAUGAAAUAUGGGAUACAAAAUGAGGGGGUAGCUGCUGAUAUGUACAAAACACAGUUUGGCAGAGACACUCACCUAGUAGGUUUUCUUAUAAACCCAUGUCUCCCACACCUAGGCUGUAGCCCAGACAGAAGAGUGUUUGACGACACUGAACAACAUCCAUGGGGCCUGAUAGAAAUAAAGUGCUCUCCAGCAAGUCAUCUGGAUAACCUUCAGUAUUUAAAGUUUAAUGAACGAAAUGGGUCAUAUUCAUUGAAGAAGACACACAAGUAUUAUUAUCAAGUUAUGGGAUGCCUUGGUUUAACAGGAAGUCAGUGGUGCGAUUUCUUUGUUUACUGCAAGGACGAAUUUCACUGUGAACGAGUAUAUUUUGAUGAACUUCUCUUUUCUGAAAUGCUGGACAAACUGAAUUUAUUUUUUUUUUUGAUUAUCACCUGA